GUGGUACCAUUAAGCCAGUGAUGUCACGGGUUCCCACUCCUCCUCCUCCUGGGGAGAUGUCAAGUGGACCUGUGGCAGAGAGCUGGUGUUAUACACAGGUCAAAGUUGUGAAGUUUUCUUACAUGUGGACCAUAAACAACUUUAGUUUUUGCCGAGAAGAAAUGGGAGAGGUGUUGAAGAGUUCCACCUUCUCUUCCGGCCCAAAUGAUAAAAUGAAAUGGUGUUUGCGAGUUAAUCCAAAAGGACUCGAUGAUGAAAGCAAAGAUUAUUUGUCACUGUAUUUACUUCUAGUUAGUUGUCCAAAAAGUGAAGUCAGAGCAAAGUUUAAAUUUUCUUUGUUGAAUGCUAAAAGAGAAGAAACAAAAGCAAUGGAAAGCCAAAGAGCAUAUAGAUUUGUCCAAGGCAAAGACUGGGGCUUCAAAAAAUUUAUAAGGAGAGACUUUCUUCUUGAUGAAGCUAAUGGACUCCUACCUGAUGACAAGCUCACCCUGUUUUGUGAGGUAAGUGUUGUCCAAGACUCCGUUAACAUUUCGGGCCAGUCCAACAUGAACAUGCUGAAGGUACCAGAGUGUCAGCUGUCUGAUGACCUAGGAAAUCUCUGGGAGUGUUCACGCUUCACAGACUGCAGCCUCUAUGUGGGAGGGCAAGAGUUCAAAGCCCACAAAUCUAUCCUUGCAGCAAGGUCGCCAGUCUUUAAUGCAAUGUUUGAACAUGAAAUGGAAGAAAGUAAAAAGAACCGUGUUGAUAUUAGUGAUGUGGAUCCAGAUGUCUUUAGGGAAAUGAUGGGCUUCAUUUACACAGGAAAGGCCCCAAACUUGGAGAAGAUGGCAGACAAUUUGUUGGCAGCUGCAGAUAAAUAUGCUCUGGAGCGUUUAAAGGUCAUGUGUGAAGAGGCCUUGUGCAACAGCCUUUCAGUGGAGAAUGUGGCCGACACCCUCAUCCUGGCUGACUUGCACAGUGCCGAGCAGCUCAAAGCACAAGCCAUAGAUUUUAUCAACAGGUGCAGUGUCCUGAGACAGCUGGGCUGUAAAGAUGGAAAGAACUGGAAUAGCAACCAUGCCACAGAUAUAAUGGAGACUGCAGGCUGGAAGUCAAUGAUCCAGUCCCAUCCACACUUGGUAGCUGAAGCCUUCCGUGCCCUGGCUUCAGCUCAGUGUCCACCCUUUGGUCUUCCAAGGAAGCGACUAAAACAGUCCUGACCGCCCGACUUUGCCCCAGGACUAAACUGAAGGGUGUGAAGCAUGGGUUUACAACGAGAGGACUGUUGAGGGUGCCACUCUUAUUUCCACCAAAACUGAACACACUUGAAUAAUGGACAGUGAAGCUUUCAGGCCAGAGAUGUGGGGAGGCUGGCACAUGGAAGGCUGAAUAAAUGGAUAUGGAUAACAGUUGACUCAAUCGGCGUUGCUUGCUCACUUGCUUUGCUGCCUCGGCUGAAUUCUGUUCUGCCAGGCAGCAAGCCAA
Messenger RNA from Nematolebias whitei (Rio pearlfish), 1464 nucleotides. RefSeq names its product speckle type BTB/POZ protein like a (gene spopla). Gene Ontology annotation, molecular function: ubiquitin protein ligase binding. The coding region runs from base 21 to 1199 and encodes 392 amino acids. The transcript has 10 exons. NCBI's taxonomy places the organism in Eukaryota, Metazoa, Chordata, Actinopteri, Cyprinodontiformes, Rivulidae. The record is from RefSeq and is a predicted model, not a curated record. Gene Ontology annotation, biological process: proteasome-mediated ubiquitin-dependent protein catabolic process; regulation of proteolysis. Gene Ontology annotation, cellular component: cytoplasm; nucleus.